AUGUCUACCAGCUCGCCAACGGAGAGUAAGAAUGCCACCGAUGCAUUCGACAUUGAGCGACAAGCGUCUGUAUCUGCAACUGCAGCUGCAGUGUCAGCCGCACCCAAGUCUCUCGGUGCAGGCUCUGCACUAGCUCUUGGCGCAUUCGGCACGACUUUGACUACCCUAUCCCUCAGUCUGAUGGAAUGGCGCGGCGUGACCAUCACCAAUGUCUACGUGGGCAACUUUUUCUUCAUCGCAGCAUUUGGACUCGUCAUCACCGCACAAUGGGAGCUCUCGGUGGGAAAUGGUUUCGCCUACACAGUAUUCAGCGCAUUCGGUCUCUUCUACGCUGGCUACGGCGCGAUUCUCACCCCGGCCUUUGGGGUCGCACAGGCCUACGGAUCCGACACGACACAGUACAACAACGCGCUCGGAUUCUUCAUGAUACUAUGGACAGUAUUCGUGUUCACAUUUCUCAUCGCGUCAUUGCCGAUAAACCUCGCGAACAUUGCAGUGUUCUUCUUUGUGGAUCUGGGGUUCUUGACCGUGGCGGCGAGUUACUUUGCUGAUGCGGAUGGACACGCUGACUCGGCGAGAGCAUUGCGCAAGACCGGAGGGGCGAGUUGUUUUGUGGCAGGGAUGCGGGAUAACGACAUCUCCCUUCCACUCAAACUAUCCAACAACCCUCACCUUGUCGAUCCACGAUGCGAUGUGCUCAAGCCCGCAGAUGGCGUGAUCCGUGCGCGUCAUUUACAAGCUUCCAGCGCAAUCACCACCACCUCUGGACUACUUUUUGAGUCUAUCAACAGACACUACUUAUAUACAAGUAGUUGCCCUGUGCCACUAUGUUCGCAGCAACUCUUCUCAGCCCCUCUCAACCCCUCACUCUCCCAACUCACUAUCAUCAUCACCACCACCACCAUGACCCAAUCCGAUGUCCCAGCCACCGAUCCAGCCGUCUACGAGGCCUACAAGACCCAAUGGGCCUCAUUACCCGACACCGCUGACGCCUGGCUAGCCCGGGCGCGUGAAGUAGCCACCGUACUAAGCCAAGAUGCCGCACAGCGCGAGCAAGAGAACAAGUCCCCACGGGCGGAAGUAGCUCUACUCAAACACUCCGGACUGCUGAAGCUGCUGGGCCCUAAGAAAUAUGGCGGAGGCGAACAGCCCUGGAGCGUAGGAUACAAGGCCAUUCGCGAGGUGGCCAAAGGAGACGGAUCAAUCGGUAUGCUCCUAGGCUACCACCUCCUCUGGUCCACAACCGCCAACAUAGUCGGCACCCCCUCUCAAGCCGACCGCAUCCACCAAUGGAUCAUCACAAACAACUAUUUCGUCGGCGGGGCCGUCAAUCCUCGCGACAGCGAUCUAACCAUCACCUCCGACGGAGAAGACAUCAUCUUCAACGGGGCCAAAUUCUUCAACACAGGUGGUGUCGUCUCCGACCUCACCGUCCUAGAGGGUGUCCUGGACGGCACAGGCGAGCACAUCUUUGCGCUCGUCGAGACCCGACAGGCGGGGAUCAAAUUCGCCCAUAACUGGAAUAACAUUGGGCUACGCUUGACCGAGUCCGGAGGAGUCAGAAUAGAGAAUGUGCGUGCGCCGUGGACAGACGCACUGGGAUGGGAUAAUGUGUCGAAGAGGCCGCGUGAAGAGGUUCUGGGCGUGCCGUUUGCGAGCUUGUUGCUUCCGACAAUCCAACUCGUCUUCAGCAACUUCUACCUCGGCAUCGCUCAAGGCGCACUAGACUUCGCAUCCCAAUACACCGUGAGCACGACCCGCCCGUGGCCCUUCGGCGGGGACAACAAGGCUUCUGCGACCGACGAGUUCUACAUUCUCGAGCGAUACGGGAACUUUUUCGCGCAUCUCCGUGCGGCAGAGGCACUGGCUGAUCGGGCUGGGGAGGAGAUCUCUACCUUGUAUCGCGAACACUCUGAUACUCGGCCUGGAUUGACGGCCAGACAACGGGGUGAGUUGGCUGAGUGGAUUGCUAGUGUCAAGGUGGUUACUACGGAUGUUGGGUUGAGGGUGACUUCGGGGAUCUUUGAGGUUACUGGUGCGAGGGCGACGGCUGUGAAGGUCGGGUUGGAUCGCUUCUGGCGGGAUAUUCGGACACAUACCCUGCAUGACCCGGUGGCGUAUAAGAAUCGCGAGCUGGGGAGGUAUGCUCUGUUGGGUGAGGUGCCGGAGCCGUCGUGGUAUACUUAG
Aspergillus costaricaensis CBS 115574 is the source of this 2187-nucleotide messenger RNA. Its product is annotated as thermophilic desulfurizing enzyme family protein. Gene Ontology annotation, cellular component: plasma membrane. The transcript is spliced from 6 exons. The coding region runs from base 1 to 2187 and encodes 728 amino acids. NCBI's taxonomy places the organism in Eukaryota, Fungi, Ascomycota, Eurotiomycetes, Eurotiales, Aspergillaceae. Gene Ontology annotation, molecular function: flavin adenine dinucleotide binding; acetate transmembrane transporter activity; oxidoreductase activity, acting on the CH-CH group of donors. The record is from RefSeq and is a predicted model, not a curated record.